AUGACUGCGACGAUCGUGGCCCCGUCCGUCGUCAAAGAUGCUCUUCGCGAUGCCAUCGCAUCCUUCCCCGAGGAAUUGCAAGCUUCCCUCAUGGAGAAGUUCACAGCGUACUAUACGAACCCAGAAACUCCGCACGUGGAACAAGUUCUCCGCAAACGCAUGUCGGACGGCCACGCCCAGCGCUUGCUGUUCAUGCCAACCAAAGAGCAAGCGGCGCUAUAUGUCUUGCUUGUUCAAGCACCGCCCCAAGGAGCCCCCGAGACGCACCCAUGCUUCAUAGUGUGUCAGCGUUACCUGGCAAUAUGGUACCUCUGCCAUGCGCGUCAUUGGACCCUCGCCCGAGAAUUCGUCCUUCAUGGAGGUUUAAAUUCCCUGGUGGACCUCUUCACGCAUGAAAACUUGCACUUUCGUGGCCAAGCGCUGGAUGUAUUUACGCAGAUGACCAGCAACCCCGACUUCGACUGGUUUCAAGCUCCGACGUGUUCGGAGACAAAAUCCAUGCACGCCAAGAUGCUCCUGCUUACCAACACAUCGGACUUUAUCCAGGCGCUUGUCAUAAACAAGGACUCCCCAGCCAUGUCGUUGUACGCGCUCCAGAUCCUGGCAUUUUACAUGAGCUGGGUGCGCAAACUGUACACCAAAGGCGAGUUGCGUCUCAGCGCUGCUCUCUUGGCCACACUCGCUGACUGGAAAGCAACGGCCGACUCGGACGAAGAGCGGCAGCUGGCCACCAAUGUCUUCGACGACUUCAAUCGAUGGCCGGCCGCGGACGCGCCAAGUACCCCCCCACUAGCAUUUCAUGGCGUGGAACUUCCAGAGGGGACGCUCAAUUUAAAGCAAGCCCGGGAUGCCCUCGUUGUGUCGGACUACGACCAAACCGUCGCACUGGCCACGACCUUCCUUCGAGACUCGCCCGAUGUCCCGUCCGUGGACCGGGUACAGGCCCUCGGUCUCCGCGGCCGCGCGCGGCUGUUGCGUCAUUUGGAUCGCGCCGAUUUGAAAAAGGCUGUGGACGACUUGAGCGCUGCAUUGGAGAUGCUGGAGCAAGUGGCAAUGCCGACGCACGAAGACAACCUCCUUCUCUCGCGCGUGGACAUGAUGCAAGACAAGGCCACCGUCUUGGCACAGCACUUGCAUCUGUUUCGACCGGCGCUAGCGGCGUUGUCACCGGACGAGGACGCAUGCUUGUCGGCUGCCGAUGAGGCCACGUUGGACACGGCCAGGGGCGCCAUACAUACGAUGUGGGCAGCUUACAACGCCUUGCACGGCCAGCAGCAGGCCAAGGAGCAAGCAAUCUUUGAAGCGAUUCGCCACCGACGGGGAGCUGUGACGGAAGACAAAAAAGUAACAACGAUCCAGCCCGUCAAGUCAACCGAUCACGACAACCAAGUGACUCAUAACCUUGCCUCCGCCGAAACGAAUGGCAGUCCGCCAUCGGCGAUUCCUCGUACGAACGCAGAGGACACAAGCAACCAAGCAACCAACCACGACCCCCAACAUCGUGAUCUGCUGGUUGUGACCCACCCAACACCCCCCCUCCCUGACUCUUCUGUCGCCGUAAAAACGAAAAACUCUGCGGCCAUCGCCGGCGGGACACGGACUUUGAAACCGUCGCUAAUCGCCCCCGUGGCUCGCAAACUGCUCAAGUACAAGCACAACCCCGAGAACAUGGCAUCGCUGCUACAGUCGCUGACUCCGCACGACAUUGCCGCCGCCGUCUCGACGAUCCUCAACCCCGACGUGUUGCGAGGGUUAUUGCAAGGGAUGCGCCGCCUGCCCCCGAAACACGCUCUCGAGGUGAUGCGAGCCGUGCACAUCCUGCCAGCGAUGCCGCUGGUGCUCGAAUUGGCCGACCCCGACGUUGUCACAGCCAUGUCGUCGAUGUUGUCGGUCGAUCCAUAA
Messenger RNA from Aphanomyces astaci, 1902 nucleotides. RefSeq lists its product as hypothetical. Bases 1 to 1902 code for a protein of 633 amino acids. The record is from RefSeq and is a predicted model, not a curated record. The transcript has 6 exons. NCBI's taxonomy places the organism in Eukaryota, Oomycota, Saprolegniomycetes, Saprolegniales, Verrucalvaceae.